CAGCCCCAGAGCAUCACCGAGCCACCACCACGCUUGACUGUGGACAGUCAUUCUUCUUCCUCCAGACAUACCGCUGAUCCAUCGUGCUGAAAAGUUCCAGUUUUGUUUCAUCGCUCCACAGAACAGAAUCACAAAACUUCUGUGGCUUAUUUAUAUGAUUUUGAGCGACUUUUCUUGUGCUUUUGGGUCAGUCGUGGUGUACGUCUUGGAGUUCUGGCAUGAAAACCUUCUGCGUUUAGUACGUGCCUUACUGUGCUCACUGAAACCUCAGUGCCUGUUGCCACUAAGUCUUGCUGCAGGUCUUUUGCAGUCACUCGAGGGUUUUUCACAACCUGCCUUCUCAGAAAUCUGCUUGCAGCCGUAGAUAGCUUCCUUUCUCUGCCCCGUCCAGGUAUUUCAUAAAUUUUCUACCCCUAGCCAGUUCAGGUAUUUCAUGUGCUCCAACUCAAGCACACCUACUGCAACUAACGAAGCCUUUGAUUAGUUGCAUGAGGUGUGCUUGAGACAACACCUGUUUUGCAUAUUUGUACUGUUAUGAGGGAUUCUAUUCAGGGGGUUGAAUCAUUCUGAAACUGGAGAAAUCAUUAUAAGUCGCAUUUUCAGUUGAAUGCGAAGCGUUCGUCGUGUCGAACUAUUUCGAUCGCUUUUGUUUGAUUUGUUCAUCGCAAACAGCUGAAAGUCUGUACAUUUUGACAACAAACCUGAUAUGCAACGGGGGUCGAAUCAUUUCAAUUCGAAGACUUAAUACUCGAUUUGACAUGUAGAUAAUAGUAUGCAGAUUAAAUGUAGUAAAAAAAAAAAAAAAAACCCGGACGAAUAUUGCAGGUACCUCGAAAGAGAGCGUGUGCGGUUUCAGACUGUAGAGGUCCCCACUUCUCCUCACACACUCACACACCUUCACGGCUCUCGCACUGCGCGCGCUCGGGUGUGUAUAUGUGUGUGUGUGUGUGUGUGUGUGUGUUUUAACGGGAACGCACGCGAGGCAGGACGGAGCGGCGCAUCCUCUUCGGAGAGGAGAGAAGCGCAGCGGAACUUUCACGCUUUUACAUCGUUUCGGUUCUUUCUGACGGAGAAGGAUGCUCAGAAGACACUGCGGUGUUUCCCGAAGUCUCGCGCUUGCACAAACUGAGCUCUGAUACGGCUGGUUUUUUUUUUUGUUUUUUUUUUUUUUUUUCCUUUAAAUAUACAUUGAUGAACCGGGCUCGUCCUGUGCGCGCGAUCACAUCAGGUCUUCUACGGGACUCUCGCGAUGUCCGCUACCUUCGGGUCCCUGCUGCUUCUUCUGGUGUUGGGUGUGUUGCAAGCGCGCGGGCAGACGGAGAUGAAGCGAGUGGUGGGCGAUAACGCCACGCUGCCAUGUCACCAUCAGCUUUGGCAUGCGGACACGUCGCUGCUGGACAUCGAGUGGCUGCUGGUGAAACCCAACGCCAAGCAGAAAGCGGUGAUCACCUACUUUGCAGGACGGAUCUACGACCCGAGCGAGGGCGAGGCAGGCAAGUUGACGCUCUCGGGCGAUUAUCUGAAGGGCGAUGCAUCACUGAUGAUCAGCGACCUUUCGCUCACAGACUCUGGCGAGUACAGCUGCAAGGUGAAGAACGGAGGGAAGUACUACUGGAAUACGGUCAACCUCAUCGUCCUCGUUAAGCCGUCGAAGCCUCGCUGCUGGAUGGAGGGACGGCUGUUGGAGGGCAGCGACGUGAAGAUGAGCUGUAAAUCCGCAGACGGCUCCGACCCCAUCCGUUACAAAUGGGAGAGAGUGCUGGACAAGGGUAGAUAUGUGGGGAAACUACCACCUCUCGCUCUCCUGGACCUGAAGAACCCGGAGAUCGUGACUCUGAGAAACUUGAGCCGAGAGAGUGCGGGCGUCUACAAGUGCACCGCCAGCAACGAUGUGGGAGAGGAGAGCUGCACCGUGGAGGUCAAAAUUCACUACGUUCGAGGUAUGGGAGUGAUGGCCGGCGCUGCGGUGGGCGUGUCCUUGGGCGUGCUACUCCUCGUUCUCAUCGUGUGGCUGGUGUUCCGCAAGAAGGACAAGAAGAAGUACGAAGAGGAGGAGACGCCCAAUGAGAUCAGAGAGGACGCUGAAGCUCCCAAGGCCAAGCUGAUGAAACCCAACUCUCUCUCCUCCUCCCGGUCGGGAAGCUCUCGAUCAGGCACCUCCUCCACCCAGUCCAUGGUUCCCAGCGGCGCCCCACGUGGCCACAAGCUUCACCCACCCCCUCCCUCGGCGGGGCCUCGGAAAGACAGCGUCCAGCCUUCGACGUUGCCAGCCAUGCCCCCGGCGUACACGCAGGUCGCCCCGAAACUCCCCGAGCCCCACAGCAGCCCCAAACUAAGCCCGGGCAACCUGGCACGGAUGGGCGCCAUGCCGGUGAUGAUCCCGGCCCAAACCAAGGCAUUCCAGACUGUCUAGAGAUACACAGACAUCAACAUCACACACACACACAUAUCCACACAUAUACCUGUAUACUGAUUUACUUUUUACACGCAUGAGCACUACGGCAGCGACGAUGCAUCCCGGUCUUCUGAAAGCCGAACCCAAAUCCACACACACACACACACACACACACACACACACAAAUUCUGAGCCUGCGAGCCCAAUCAGACUCAAUCCAUCAAGAGAAAUAAAGCAAGCAAAGAAAUAAAAAGGGAAAUAAAGGCUGAAGUCACUUGAAGCGUCCCUAAUCGCUGCGUCAAUAAAACACCACAUAUGGGAAAUAAGAAGCGAUUGCCCUCUUGAUGUGGACAAUAAAAGAAAGUGGUGUUUCACCUUAACACACGCUAUUUGUUUUUCGCCUUGAUGGCAGCGCCGGGGAUUCCGCAUGGCCAGGCGGAACGGUUGAUUUAUUUUUAACAAGGAAGUAGCCGUCGUGAAGGAAUGCCACACUCCAUCCAGCGAAAAGAGACGUUUCUCUUUCUCUGCUCAAACUCAUAACCAGCUAAGCAGCUCUGCUUGUACGCUCGAGGUGUUGGCGUCGAGCGGACAGCUUUUACAGGUAGAAGAGAGGAAAGGACUUGUUCCAAACACCUGCUACUGUUUUCCUUUCCAGUCAUGGUAAUAUGAUUGGCUCUAAACCAGGAAGUGAAACUGAAUCAUCCACAUGGCUGAUUUGUAAAUCUCUAUAUAUAUUAAAAAUGUCAUUAAAAACACGUACAAUGAGGUCCUAAAAAGUCAAAACAGCUCGUCUUUGUGGCUUAAAAACUGCAGAGGCAAUACUAUCAAGCUGUAACUGUUCCAUUUGACCAAAACCUGGUAUAAAGACACAACAUUAAACAGAUUGAUAAGGCGGUUAAGAUUGAUAAAAUUACAUAAUCUGUUAAUAUGCCCCGCCUCCUCCUCUAGUAAGUCAGCAUUGUGAGACGUUAAGGUUCGAAUUAGGGCGGCGUUAGUGUCCAUAACCUUUCUUACCACGUCAUUUAUACGAACGCAGACAAAAUCCAAACACGACGUUCUCGCAUUUCUGAAUUUGUAUGAAUUUGUAUGAAUCAUGAGAUCGCGUCGAGAAAACAUUAUCGCAUGUCCUGGAUUUGCAUACUGGAACCUGAUUGGGUUUUAUACUCGAUCACGCGAUAACUCUGGCCUGUUGUUUUCAAUCGUUUUUGAAAAUGACGUUUUUCAAUUGAUAAUUUGCUACUGAUCGCUAGGGUUAGGGCUUUCACUUUUUACACCCUCAUUAAUUUAUGUCCUGAAUAAUAAAAUAUGGCUUUCUACGGUCAUUUCACUUCCUGGAUUCGCUUUUCUGAACCAUUUUAAUAGCUUACUUCACUAACUGUCCAUUAUCCACUAUAACCAAUAAGGAAUAUGAUAUGAUUGAACCAGUUAUGAAUGUUUUCAUGGUACAUGAUGCAUUUUUAUAUUUACACUCGCUUACUUUUGAUAUAUUUUACCUGUUCAGUACAACAUUUAAUACACCUAAACGGCAAUAACAUAAAGGUUUCUGUACUGCAAGUUCUGUUAGCUAUAAGAAUUAUGACCUUGUUUUAAAAUUAUUUACAAUUUUUUUUUUUUUUUUUUUUUUUGUAGUCAACGAGAAGUUUGUGAAUUCAAAUCUCAGUACUAGAAAAAAAAAAAAAAAACAUUCUAGGGCCCAUGAGCAAGUACCCUUAACGUAUUCUUCUGUCUCUGCUUAAAAUGAAUUAAUUUCAUACAGACUUGACCUAAAUAGGUUGUAAUUUUAUCCCAGACCAGCUCGUUGUGAAAACUAUGUCACGCUUUCUGCUCGGGUCGCUAUAUUUUCGGAUGUUCCACAUUUUUGCAGCUUGGUCUGUUUUUUUUUUUUUGUUUUUUUUUCAAUUAUUUUUAUUUUCCUCGUAUGAUAAACCCGGUUAAAGCCGACCCGCUCUGCGAUGCCACGAUUUAAUAAAACCGAACGCUCGGUGUAAUAUUCUCCCUUCCUCCAGAGACAGUUUAGUUAUUUCCUGCUCUGCUCUUGUAUUUUUGUUGGAUAAAAUAGGUCUGGGAUAAGAGUGAUUGCGAGUGAGUAUUCGUGAACGUCCCUCAGGGGUAGCACAGCGUCCUCAAACAUCACCUCAGUGUAGACUUUUUGGAAUAUAGGCAGCAUUCGUCUCAACUGAUUAACUGGAUAUGAUAUAAUACUGACAGUUGACAUUAUAAGUAAGGACCAAACAAGAGUGGUGAGGUGAAGUGGAGUUACUCUUACUACCCUGAAGUUUUUUUCAAUUUAUACUUGUGGAUCAUCUAUAAAACUCUUCGGACUUAUACUAUAGCAGCUGUAAACAGUCGUUCUCUCAGCAGACCUCUCAUCGGUACCUUCUGACCAAUCAGAAUCCAGAAUUCAAUAGCGCUGUGGUAUAAAAUGGGUUAAUAAAGCAUGAUUUCCCUUUCACCCAGUGUAUUAACCUUUCAAGGGACCCAAUUUUAGUAGCGCAGGUUCGACUGGGUGUCCAGAAAAAGGAUAUCAGUUGAAAUCCCUGGAUUUCCAAAGAGUCAAUGCAGGGCUCUUGAUCCAGGCUCUUUAACUCACAAGCUCUGGGCUCAUUGUGAAUAAAAUUGUCUGCCAAACGAAUGAAUUGUAAAUGAAGCUCUCGUCUGCUUUGUCAUUUCUUUGAUCCUUUUCAAAGUGCAAAGAUUUUGACGACUUUGCACUUCCUCACAUAUCAAAGCUUUUGGAAUGAUCUGAGAUGGAGAACAUCCUCACAGCCAGUAUGAUUCAUUUCCCAUCGUAUCUGCUGAAAUGAACUGUUCCUUUUUCUUUUCUUUUUUUUUCUUUUUUUUUUUUCCUAUCGAAUUUCAAUUCCAAAUUAUUUAUACAGAGCUUUUUGUUUUUUUUAACGACGAUCGUCACAAAGCGGCUUUACAGAAAUGUGGGUCUCGAUUCCAAUAAGUUAUCCUAGUCGAAAACUUUUUUGGAGACGCUUUGAAAGGAACCGAGACUCCGUGCGGAACGGGAAAGCCAUCUCUUUCAGACGUGACGCAAUAUCAAACAUAGACGAUAUCGGUUCUUAAGUGGGUCAGUCAUUUGAGAUCGACACAAGAUGCAAAGCAGUGAAAUGGAUUGGCUGGAAAUAAAGCAGAAGAGUCUGGACCUGUACUUCUUUAUCUUUUUGCUUUGAAGAUGUUCUCAGAGCUUUGGAGAUUAUAUGAGAUGGAGAACACCAUUUCAGCUGGAGGGAUUUUUAUGCAAGCAGGAUCUUCUCAUCGCAAAAUGAAAAAAAAAAAAAAAGGGUUUGAGUUUCC
Ictalurus furcatus (blue catfish) is the source of this 5698-nucleotide messenger RNA. It is a transcript of the gene clmpa, whose product is annotated as CXADR-like membrane protein. The record is from RefSeq and is a predicted model, not a curated record. Bases 1250 to 2413 code for a protein of 387 amino acids. Gene Ontology annotation, cellular component: cytoplasmic microtubule; membrane; cell surface. The transcript has 7 exons. NCBI's taxonomy places the organism in Eukaryota, Metazoa, Chordata, Actinopteri, Siluriformes, Ictaluridae.